AUGUUCUCCCUUUGUCAAUGGCACUCAAACCUCCAAGCAGCCGCGAGGGUUUUAGGCGGCGGCCCUAUUUAUAUAUCGGAUACUCCUGAGGAACUUAGAGCAAACCCUCAACCUCUAAUAAAGCGCCUAUGUAUGGAGGCCCCGCAGGGGCCCCCUGAGGGGCCCCCUUGGCAGUUGCUGCGAUGUAUCUCUGUUGGGCAACCAACAGAAGAUUGUAUCUUCCUUGACCCCACCAAGACUCCAGUCGGGUACAAGAUAUGGAAUGUCUGCACUGGGGGUUUCCUUGUUGGUGUUUUUGGGUUGUGCAUCCAUGGGGUUUACUUGCUCAAAUGGCUACUCAAGGGUCUGUGGUGUUUUGGUAUGAUGGGCCUGAUGAGCCUUGCUGCCUUCUUGUAA
Molecule: messenger RNA, 396 nt
Organism: Eimeria maxima
Lineage: Eukaryota; Apicomplexa; Conoidasida; Eucoccidiorida; Eimeriidae
Exons: 5
Coding region: 1-396 (131 amino acids)
Source: RefSeq, a predicted model, not a curated record